Messenger RNA from Rhodofomes roseus, 1356 nucleotides. RefSeq lists its product as uncharacterized. The transcript is spliced from 7 exons. The record is from RefSeq and is a predicted model, not a curated record. Lineage: Eukaryota; Fungi; Basidiomycota; Agaricomycetes; Polyporales; Fomitopsidaceae. The coding region runs from base 114 to 1181 and encodes 355 amino acids. Gene Ontology annotation, molecular function: NADP binding; oxidoreductase activity, acting on the CH-OH group of donors, NAD or NADP as acceptor.
CAGCAAACGGCUCUCCGUUCACGCUCUGCACUUGCAUUCGGUCCUUUUCCGCGGCCGGUAUAUUAGGGCAGCUGUGGUCACCAUAUUAAACUCCUCUCUCACGCACAGCGACCAUGGCCCACCUACACACCCCCGCUCAGCACGCCGUACCCUUCUCGCGUCCCGCGACACCGGGUCAUGUAGCCCAGCACCUCGGAUUCUACGGUCUGGGUGCUAUGGGGUACUUCAUGGCGCGCAACCUGGCGAAGACACGCUCGACGCAUGCCGCAGCCGGUCCGCUCCUGGUCUACAACCGAUCGGUGGGCAAGUGCGAGCAACUGCAGAAGGAGCUCGGAACGGACAAGGUCCAGAUCGCGAAGUCGCCCGAGGAGCUGGUGCAGGAGUGCGACAUCAUCUUCACGAGCCUGGCGAGUGACGCCGUCGUGAAGAGCGUAUAUGAGCAGUUCGCGGCCGCGCUGAAGGCAAAGCCGCCCACGAAGAACAAGAUCCUCGUGGAAAUGAGCACUAUAUAUCCCUCUCUGGCCGGCGAACUGGAUACGCUGUUGAGUGAGAUCCCGCACACACACCUGGUCACCGGACCCGUGUUCGGUCCCCCAGCUGCCGCAGAUGCCGGUACUCUCAUUUGUAUCCUCGCCGGAGAAUACCGAGCAAAGAAGGAGGUGGCGCAUAUUCUUGUCCCAGGUGUGGGCAGGAAGGUUAUGGACCUGGGCGGUAACCUCGAGAAAGCCCCGAUCUUCAAGCUCAUCGGAAAUUCCAUGAUCCUCGGGUCGCUCGAGAUCCUCUCCGAAGCGUUGACACUGUCGGAGAAGACGGGCAUUGGCUCCGGGACCACAUACGAACUGAUCAAGGAACUUUUGCCAGCCCCAGCCUUCAUCAACUACGGCAGCAAGAUGGUGACAGACUCAUUUGAUGGACUGAAGGGCUUUGCUAUCGAUGGCGGCCUAAAGGACGCGAACCACGUUCGAAGACUCGUGACUGAGUACAACGCGCCCAUGCCUGCCGUCGACGCUGCACAUGGCCAUCUCCUCACGGCCCGGGCCAUUCACCAGGAACAGACGAAGCGGGGGGAGCAGGCCUUCGAUGUCCUGGAUUGGAGUGCAAUGGUUGCAGGCACUCGAGUCGCGGCCGGCAUGGAUGCGUUUAGCAACUCUCAGCCUGCGAAAGUUGUCAAGGAGGGAUAGAAGAUGUCAACUGUCGACGUUGUUGUACUUUAGUUGUUGUAGACUCGUAUUCUGUCGGACGUUAACGGAGUUCUGGAGAGGAUGUAUUUCUACCCUUACCGCAGUGUUGUUGUAUCCGUCUUAACUGUACCAGAUUAAAGUCUGGCACAUUGUGGGAUGAUAUCUGUCGCUCUUA